AUGUCCAGCCUACAGAUCCUGGAUCCGCGAAGUGAAGCCAUCAGUCGUUAUGGAGACGAGCCAAUAGAGUCCCAGGAUGAAUUCAAUGGGGUCGGCGCAUCAACCAACGACCGAUGGGCCGCGCUCUGGAACGAGGGGUUCAUCCCCUGGGAUCAGGGACAGCCGCAUCCCGCGCUAGAAGACACGCUGCAGACGCGCAAGGACCUCCUCGGGGAAUCGGUCUUCGUGCAUGACCCCGUGCUGGGUCGCCAGCGCCGCAAGAGGGCCCUCGUGCCGGGUUGUGGUACAGGGUACGACGUCCUGCUUCUGGCUAGUUUUGGGUACGAUGCUGUGGGCCUGGAGGUCUCGGCUGAGGCGGUGCGCGUUUGUCAUCAGUAUGCGCGGGAGAACGGUGAGAAGUAUCCUGUGCGGGAUGAAAGCGUUGGUGCUGGGCGGGUGAGGUUUGUUGAGGGGGAUUUCUUCAAGGAUGAUUGGCUUAAGGAGGUGGUUGAGGGGGAGCAUGGGUUUGAGCUUUUCUAUGAUCACACGUUUUUCUGCGCGCUGAACCCAUCCAUGCGCGCUUCGUGGUCACUCCGCUACUCCCAGCUGAUCUCGUCUCAGCCGGACAGCUGUCUUGUCUGCUUGGAGUUUCCGACGAACAAGCCCCCCGCCAGCGGGGGCCCGCCUUUUGGAGUGGCACCGGAGGUGUACACCUCUGUCUUGGAACCUCCUGCUGAGGAGGGAGCGCAGUCAGGCGAGUCGCGACGGUAUUUCCGGAGAAUUGCGCAUUGGCAGCCUGAGCGGACUCAUGGGAUGGGUCAGGGGUCUGACUGGGUGAGUGUGUGGAAGAUCAUCUAG
Molecule: messenger RNA, 837 nt
Organism: Aspergillus campestris IBT 28561
Lineage: Eukaryota; Fungi; Ascomycota; Eurotiomycetes; Eurotiales; Aspergillaceae
Product: putative thiol methyltransferase
Exons: 3
Coding region: 1-837 (278 amino acids)
Molecular function (GO): S-adenosylmethionine-dependent methyltransferase activity
Source: RefSeq, a predicted model, not a curated record